This is a messenger RNA of Trematosphaeria pertusa, 261 nucleotides long. RefSeq lists its product as uncharacterized. Gene Ontology annotation, cellular component: mitochondrion. The record is from RefSeq and is a predicted model, not a curated record. Gene Ontology annotation, biological process: mitochondrial respiratory chain complex IV assembly. NCBI's taxonomy places the organism in Eukaryota, Fungi, Ascomycota, Dothideomycetes, Pleosporales, Trematosphaeriaceae. The transcript has 2 exons. The coding region runs from base 1 to 261 and encodes 86 amino acids.
AUGUCCCGCGCAUCCAAGAUCACGCUCGCAGCCACCUCACUGGGUGCAAUUGGCAUCGUCAUAUUCGUUCACACUGCCCAGCGCUCAGAAAAAGCUGCAAUGCACGCCGGCGUCAUACGGGACUACGAACAGCAGCGGCUGAAGAGGGAACGCCAAGCGGACUUCGAAAUGCAGAGAGCUUUGGAAGAGGAGUAUAGAAAAGUGCAAACGGUUUCGGAUGGUGGAGGCCCUGCAGCGCAGCAAGGAGGGACAGGUCGAUAG